Messenger RNA from Mycena citricolor, 4645 nucleotides. NCBI's taxonomy places the organism in Eukaryota, Fungi, Basidiomycota, Agaricomycetes, Agaricales, Mycenaceae. The record is from the annotation of a GenBank genome assembly.
AGCGGAUCAGAGCAUGAUGUCAUUUAGAUUACAUCUUGAUCAUGGACAGCAUCGCACUUCUUCCGGACGCGACGCGUUCCAAGUUGCGCUCCACACAAAUCCUCACAUCACUCCCCCAGAUUAUAUCUGAGCUCAUACAGAACUCGCUUGACGCCGGGGCACGCAAUAUCGAUGUCGGAGUCGACUGUGAAGAGUGGACGUGUUGGGUGCGUGACGAUGCGUCGGGAAUAGGCAAGGAGGGAAUGGAUAUUCUGGGACGGGGCAUGGAGGCUGGGCGCUACGGAACCUCCAAGGCCUACGCUCCAGAUUCCCUCAACGAGGUUACGACGUUUGGGUUUCGCGGCGAGGCUCUCGCAUCGUGCGCGGACAUAUGCUGCUUGGAGAUAUCGUCUCGUACCAAAGCCGCACAGGAGACGUGGUCGGUCAUUGUCAAGGGGUCCAAGAGUCUGUAUCAAGGACCGGCUGUUCGCUGGAAGCGUGAUGGCCCAGGAACGACGGUUUGCAUCCGAGAUGCUUUUUAUAAUCUUCCUGUCCGUCGUCGAGCACACCCGCCCCCUCCUCGCUGCCUGGACGCAAUCCGACAGGAAAUACAAGUAUUCUCGCUUGUAUUUCCUCAUGUCUCCUUCACACUCGAAAACACACAGUCCUCAAAAGCUGAGAAAGAUGUCUUGCUUCGGAUACCGAAGAGCACGUCUUCAUUAGCCGCCUUCCGGCACAGUUAUGGGCACCCGUUGGCUCAACACGUUGAAGAGGUCGAUGCGACAUUAGGAAGUCUUCAGCUCCGCGGAUUCAUCAGUCUGGACGGAGCACACUCAAAGGCUUACCAAUUCCUCUACAUCAACCGCCACCCGAUAACUUUCUGCGAGCUUCACCGAACGAUUGAUCAUCAGUUCAAUUCCAGCUCUUUUGCUAAACAUGCUUUUGAUGAAAACGGGGAGACCAGCGAGAGGAGCACGACUCGACGAUCCCCUCGGAAAGCUGAGAAGAAGCCAGUGUAUGUUCUCGACAUCACAGUGCCAUCACAAGACCUGGAUAACUGCCUCGAGCCUGCCAAGGCAGCUGUUCACUUACGCAACAAGGCCGGCGUCACCGAGCUUCUAAACUCGACGAUCCAAGGCUUUUUGACACGUCACGGAUUUGCAAUCGCGAAGCAGGAAAACAUUCGGCAUGGGUCCCCUUCCCCACGGAAGAGACGAAAGCUCGAUAAUGUUGAUGACACGGAACCGGUCUUUCGACGGACAUUAAUUCCAUCCCGAGAGCCAUCGCCGUUGUACACUGGAGAGGAGGAGAAGGAGCUGUUGUGGACGGAUCCCAAGACGGGAGAGGUCUUUGUCGUUGAUUCACGCACAGGAAACUCGUACAAACGUGCUGAGCCUCCACCAGUAGAAGGAUCGGCGCCGCAGAAGCGCACGCUGUCCAAGUCGACACCCAGGCCAGAGAACAUGCCAAAUUGGAUCAAGACAGCACUAGAGGUGAAUAACAUCUAUGCGGUCCCCGAAGAGAAGAUCCCCUCGAAAGAACCCACUGUCGAUGGGCCGUCAUCGUCCGGGCGUUUUGACAAGGCCGACAUCUCGAAUGCUGUGGUGAUCGAGCAGGUGGACCGAAAAUUCAUCGCAUGUCUGUUUAAUCGGGUGUUGGUGCUUGUUGACCAGCAUGCUGCGGACGAGCGGAUUAGAGUCGAGCGAUUCUUGAAGGAGCUCUGCGAGGGAUACGUCUCUGGCAAGCGUCCACCUGUCAGGGAGGUGGAAAACUCAGUGCCGGUCCUCCUGACAAGCCACGAAGAGCGCCAGCUCCGCCAGCCUCAGUUGUUGGAAACGCUUGCCCAUUGGGGCUUUGCUUUUGACGAUCCACAUCCAGACAAUGCUUGCGGCAACUACCGGCAGGUAUUCGUGAGGCAGGUGCCUGAAGUGCUAGCGGACAAGCUUUUGAUGCCAGAUGAGAUGCGGGAUUUUCUCAAGUCGUUCCUCGGCAAAGCAGCAGAAGAUAUGCUGUCAACAACAGAACGUGACCCCACCAGCGAAGGCGAGAUCCUAUGGCUGCACGGCCUGCGCCAAUGCCCCAAACAUCUCCUCGAGCUCGCCAACUCCAAAGCCUGCCGCGGCGCAAUCAUGUUCAACGACUCGCUGACCCGCGCACAAUGCGACAAACUGCUCGCGAAACUUUCGAAGACGAUUUUUCCCUUCCAGUGUGCCCAUGGACGGCCGUCUAUGGUUCCCUUGAUCGAGCUCGAGCCGGUUUGCAGGCGACAAUCAAAGCCUGUGGAUUGGAAGGAGUUUGGCUGAAUAAACAUAUGGCCAACUUAUCUGUCUCCAGUGUAGUCGUGCAUGAUGUCCCAGAUCUGCCGCCUUCAUCAGUCCUUCGGCCUGAGUGCAUUGUCGCGUGGCUUAAUUUCAUAGGCUUGAAUUUAAUUGAUACACAAUGUACUGGUAAACGCUCCGACGGUGCUAGUAAAUUGAUAUGGCGACUGCUAUGCCCAAAUGUGGAUGCCGCGAAAGUGGCGGCCAAGUCUCUCGCGCUCCUUCCGCUCAAAGGUCUUGAGCACAUCCAUGGUGGAUGGAUACAGCUCGUAGAUGGACGUGAGUUUCUCACGUGCCAUGGCCUGCCGGCGGACGCGGUCAUCGAUGUCCAUCGAGAGGUCGUCGACCUCCUUCGUACUCGCGUCCACCGGGAACCCGGACCGCAGUUUCGUCACGGCGUCGAACAGCGCGCGGAGCACAUCGUGCCGCGGUCUCCAUGUGUUCCAGAGCGGAGAGAUCCGGUGCAGGACGUGCAGCUGGUACGUCAGAUCUUCGAGGUGUUCAUCUGAGAACGCGUCGACGGCACGUUUGUGGUACCGGCCCCACUUGGUCGCAGAUUCGCGCGCCUUGGCCUGGAGCGGUUUCUCGAGCGGCCGUUGAUCGGUGGGAUCCACGUCCAGGGAUAGCGGGGAGUCGGGGAUGACGUUGCGUUCUGAGCGCAGGCGGUUGCUUCUUCGCUGGUAGGGAAGCAUGACUUUCUCCACGACCUCGAGGCACCGGUCCAGCUCGCCGGCACGGAUGAACGCCAGGGUCAGCUCGUUCCAGUUGUCAGACGAGUACGAGAAGCCAUGCGCCUUGAAUGCAUUCCAGACGUCUGCGAUGUCGUCGAAGCGGCGUCGCUUGGAGAGCGCGCGGAUGUAGCACGAGAGCGGGUCGCACAGAAUGAAGCUGUGCAGCUUGGACGCGCGCUGGUUCUCGCUGUCGUCCUCGAACAACGGCACCUUUAAGUAUCUGACACCCAGUUCGAAGAUCUGGGGCCACAACUUCAAAACCAUAUCCACCCUCCCGCUUCUCGCGUACGCAGUCUGGAUCGCGGUCAGGAUGCUCAGCGUUGGCUCUUGUCCGCGUUCCUGGAAACGCUUCCAGAGCUGUUCCACUUGCUCGAUGCGCCCGCGUAGUCCAUACGACCGGAUCAACGGAAGGUAGAGCUUGUCGAGCGCGGUUCGUCGCCCAUACGAUGGCACGUCCCACGACCGGUCUCCCCCGUCCAACGUCUUGAGGAAGUCCUCGGCCAUCUUGUAGCUCUCCCGCGUGCCAUCUAGUCCAUACGCAGAAACCAGCGCGGAGUAAGUCGACGGGUUCGGCUCCAAACCCCGACCCAGCAUGUCUUCGUACACGUCCAGCGCACGUUGCCGAUCGCGCGCAUGAACGAACCCUGCCAUGAUGAUAGUCAUCACAUGGGCCGUAAUGUGCCGAUUCGAGCCCCAGUGCGCCGCCAGCCGCUCCAUUUCGGCGAAUAUCUUGGUCGCCGUCUGCAUCUCGCGCGCGUUGCAGGCCGACUGGAUCAGAAGCGCGAACGUAAAUCUGUCGGGUCGCACGCGCAUCCGCUCCAGGUGCUGGAACACCCGUGACACAAUCCGGAACGGCGCACCGAUGUUGACAUAGGCUUUGAGCAGCAGAUUGUAGGCGGCUAUGUCUGGCUUUAGGUUGUUGGUCAAGAUAAAGUCAAAAGCCUGGAUGGCGCCCUUCCACGACGCGGCCUCGAUGUGCGCAUCGACAAUGACGGAGACCAUCUGCGUGUCGGGGACGAUACCCUCCGCGACGGCCCGCGCGUACAGAGACUCGACACUCGACGGGUCCUUUCGAUGUGCCAUGAGCGUCAUGACAGUCGUGUACGUCACGAUAUUCGGCGGGUGCCCAGCUUCGCGCAUCUGCUCCAUCAACGAGGCAACCGACUGCAAGUCACCCCGCAUCGCGAAGCUCUUCAGCAGAGUCGUAAACACGUACACGUCAGGCUCGAUCCCGCGGGCUCGCACUCCUUCCAGCCACGGCACAGUUCCGCCGUAGUCACCCUUCUGCGCAUGCGCGAAGAUGCCCACAGCAAAAUGCUCCAGCAGCGGUGCGUUCAUCGGCACUCCACUAUCAUCUGGGGGGAAAUACUCGUCGAAGAUCUCCCGAGUUUUUUCCGUCUUGCCCAAGACCGCGGACGCAUACAUCAACUGGAGCACAGCCUUGACAUUCAUCCACCCCGCAGCACCGAUGCGGUCGAAAUACAGCUUCGCAUCAGCCUCCCUGCCCUCGUUGGAGUGCAGGUACAGCCCCGUGAACAGGUAUUCGUAGCUAUGUUCGCGCGGGAUCGAGUCGUACAGCCCGUGAGCGUCAACAUACAAGUUCGCGCGCGCUAGGAC